Molecule: messenger RNA, 741 nt
Organism: Dibothriocephalus latus
Lineage: Eukaryota; Metazoa; Platyhelminthes; Cestoda; Diphyllobothriidea; Diphyllobothriidae
Source: the annotation of a GenBank genome assembly
AUGUGUACUCUCCCCGGCGACCCGAUAACCUCGCCCUGUCGCAUUGGUGAACGGCGGGAAAUAAUGCUUAAUGAGGACUGCUCUCUUUCACCAACCUCCGGCAGUACUUCUGCCUCUAACACCCUUCUGCGUCAACUGCUUGCGGGCGUAGAUCCCGAGAGUGUCCGCGGCUACAGCGAACUAAUGAACUCCAAAUUCGGUUUGCGCCGCUCCUCCUCUGUGAGCGUCAGCUCGCGCCAUCGGUUCCGACGAAACAACCCUGGUGGCGUUGAGAUGAGGCCACGCGGGGCAACAAUGUACAGCCAAUCCUCCCUCUCCAGACGUUCUUUCCCCAGUCCCAAACAUGAGGCCACCGGUGCUAAACGAUCCAAGCAUUCUGUUGAUUCGUCGGCCCCAACGGUGCCAGAAGAAGGAGAAGAUGUUGUUCCACUAACCAUAAAGAUUGAAGCCACCGAUCCUUCUGAAGACAGUCCUUCUUCAGAGCAAUAUAAUAAAACAAAUCCACCACCCUGGAAAUCGAAAGAGGCGAACAGUCCAAAACAAGCAACUACGGAUUAUACCACCACGAAUUCCUCGGUUGCUGCCAGUGCCUCGGACAUUGCCUCUAUUCCCCAACUCCGACCGCCUAUGCGGCCACGAGCACACACAGCUUCGGAGAUGGAAAAUGUUCUCAAAGCCUGUACCGAAAAGUUCUACCACCGUGAUGAGUUGACGCGUAUUUUAGAGUUAUGUGUCCGUGGC